Molecule: messenger RNA, 2298 nt
Organism: Dovyalis caffra
Lineage: Eukaryota; Viridiplantae; Streptophyta; Magnoliopsida; Malpighiales; Salicaceae
Source: the annotation of a GenBank genome assembly
AUGUCAUGCAACUCGGCCGAUAAAUCAUCAGGUGUUUUUUACUCUGAUGAGGUGUUAAAUUUCAACUCCGGUGUAAUAUUGAUCGAUGCAGUUUUAGUCACUUUGAUGUCUCGUAUCAUUCGCUUUCUUCUCAGGCCUUUCAAACAGCCCAAAGUUGUCUCAGAGAUUAUUGGUGGCAUAAUCAUCGGUCCAUCCGUCCUAAGCAUCAACAAGAAGUUUAGUGGGACUUUCUUUCCAGAAAAUGCCAAGUAUGUGAUUAAGAAUAUCGGACUUCUGGGCUUUAUGUACUUCCUUUUCGUUGUUGGUGUUAAGAUGGACCUCUCUAUGGUCAGAAUUUCGAGAAGGAAACAUAGAAUCGUAACUGUGGUUGGAAUGAUCGUUCCCCUUAUUUUAGCCACUAUCGUUGGAAACAUCAUUAGACCGUCGAUGGAUCAAGAACUUGCCAAAUCUUCUUCAAUUGGAGGAGUUGUUUCAGCAAUGAGUGUAACAGGUUUUGUUGUGAUUUAUCCUAUUCUUCAGGAAUUAAACCUGCUGAGCUCUGAGGUUGGACAGAUAGCCCUGUCUGUCUCAAUAAUAACGGAUGCAGUUGCGACUAUCUUGCUGAUCAUAGUUGAGACCAUGAGACAAGCAGAUCUUAGUGUCAGGUCUGCUGCGUGGUAUAUAAUUUCCGUGGCAAUUUUCAUGUUUUUCAGUAUUACCGGCAUUGGGCGAGUAACAAUAUGGAUUGUAGAAAAAACCCCUGAAGGGCAGCCUGUUGAGCAAGCCUAUGUGGUUCUCUUUUUGUUAGGGGCUCUGGUGAUGGGUUUUCUUUCAGAUAUGUUGGGAUUGGGCAUUGCUGCUGGUUCCCUGUGGCUGGGGCUAAUGAUACCAGAUGGUCCCCCACUCGGAUCAGCCAUUGUGGACAAGUGCGAGACAUUUAUAAUGGACUUCUUCAUGCCUCUUUCAUACGUUUACAUCGGAAUGUUCGUGGAUGUGUUUGAAAUGGCAAGUGUUCCCCGGUCUAGUUUGAUGCCACUUUUCACCUUGGCUGUGUCAGGAAUUGUGUUUAAACUUCUCGCAACUCUAUUGACUUCUCUCCUAGUUAAAAUUCCAUCUAGAGACGCUCUCACUCUCGCCCUCAUUCUGAAUUUGAGAGGUCAGCAGGAGUUCAUGUUAAUCAUGCAUUGGAUGGACAAAAUGGUUAUCAAGACCCCUUCUUUCACAAUGAUGGUGCUAUUGACAACAGCAGUGACAGCAAUGUCCACUCCUCUCAUCAGUUUUCUCUACGAUCCAACUAAGCCAUUUAUGGUGAACGCGAGGAGAACCAUCCAACACACCCCUCCGCGUGAAAAACUUAAAAUAGUAGCUUGUUUCAACAACCAAGAUAGUUUGCCCAGCCUCAUCGAUCUUUUCGAAUUCUCUUGUCCAUCUCAAAUGAACCCAUUGUCAAUCUAUGCUCUCCACCUCAUUGAGCUCAAUGGCCGAGCGGCCCCUGUGUUUAUAGACCACCAGAAACAGAAAAUGCCUUCCAAGUAUGGAGGCUAUAAUUCCACAUAUAAUGCCAUAAAACUCUAUAAAGAAACCAGAAGUGACGUCAUAGACUUCCAUUCCUUCGCGGCAGUGGUUCCAAAGCAAACGAUGUAUCAAGACAUCUGCAAAUUGGCAACAAAUAAAGAAGUUGGUCUCAUCAUUUUACCUUUCCACAAGGAAUUGAUGGAUACUGUAACAGUCACUGAACUCAACAAUCAACGAACGCCAUCUGUAAUAUCAAAUGUGUUGGACCAUGCUCCAUGCUCCGUCGGAAUUCUUGUUCACAGGGGUCACUUCUUGAACCCCAUUUUUGAUCAAUCCUACAGCUCCCCCCGCCAUUUUCUUGUGCUAUUUUUAGGAGGUGCAGAUGCUCGAGAGGCACUUUGUUUUGCCGAUAGAAUGGUAAAGAGUCCGAAUGUGUCCCUUACGGUGAUUAGGUUCCUUUCUUAUGUUUGCGGUGAAGAAUAUGAGCAAGAGAAGAAGCUCGACGAUGGGCUUAUCACAUUGUUUUGGGCACGACAUCAAAGAGAUACAUUAGUGACUUAUAGAGAGGUGGUAGUGAAGAAUGGAGAAGAAACGUUGGCUACAGUUCAGGCAUUUGGUAAUAAUGCGCAUUUUGACCUACGGAUUUUAGGAAGGAAUAAAGGGAUUAAUCCAGUUCUCCUUGAAGGAUUAUCAAAUUGGAGUGAACAUCAUGAAUUGGGAGUGAUAGGUGAUUAUAUCUCUUCCAUGGAUUUUGAUGGUACAACCUCUGUGUUAGUGGUGCAACAACAAAUUUUGAGGGGGUAA